AUCAGUGUAGCCCCAGCAGUGCCACCUGCCAGUGUUUAUCAGUGCCAGCUCUCAGUGCUCAUCCAUGCUACUUGCCAGUGCCACAUCAAUGCCACAUAUCAGUGCCUACUAGUGCACAUCAAUGCCACAUAUCAGUGCCCAUCUGAGCUGCCUUUCAGUGUCACCCAUCAGUGCUAGUCAGUGCCGCCUAUCAGUGCCCAUCAGUGAUGCCUGUCAAUGCCCAUCAGUGCCACCUACCACCUAUCAAUGCCCAUCACUGCAGCCUCAUUAGCGCACAUCAGUGAAGGAGAAAAAUCACUUAUUUACAAAAUGUUAUAACAAAACUAAGAAAAAAACUUUUUUUUUUUUUUUUUAAAUUUUCAGCUGUUUUUAGUUU
Molecule: messenger RNA, 376 nt
Organism: Staurois parvus
Lineage: Eukaryota; Metazoa; Chordata; Amphibia; Anura; Ranidae
Source: the annotation of a GenBank genome assembly